AAAAAAAGUCGGCAGUUCCCUCGAUCAUGGACUCGCUGUGGACUGACGGCACGACGCCUGCCCCCGCCGUCGAACGCGGAAUAAUGAAAGGUGGAAUAGCUGUAGUGGAGAAGGCUGACUCUCCUUCGGUGCGGAAAAGCAUGAAGCGCAAAGCAGCAGACAGCCAGAACGAGGAUCAUACUAUGUGGAAGUACUUUCGCGGUCUGGUUCCGCGUGUCUUUCGACCUAUCGUGCAUGCGACGACCUCCGCCGGCUGCUUGGACCCCAUGUGGGUGUGCCACGAUGUCGUCGAGGACGCACAUGAAGACGAAGACGCCGUCGUAUCCAUUCCUCGACCACUGAGCCGCAUUCGGAACAUUCCAUCACAUGUCCGAGGGGAACCGAUCCAAAUCGGGUUUGGCGGGUGUGGUGGCUUCUACAAUUACCUUCUCGGCGUGGCAUCAAUCGUCCAGGAAAGGUUCGACUUGACAGACGCUGUGUUCUCUGGAGCGUCGGCCGGAUGCUUCCCUGCGCUCGUUCUCGCCAUGAACAAAAACGUGAACGACUUCUUCCAUGGGGCCAACUUGACACUGAUCCGCGACGCUGACAAGAAGACAUUCAUGGGAUGGCGCGAUUGGAUCCCACUCACCAAGCAACACACGCUUGCGCAGCUCGAACCCGACACGUAUUUGAAGCUCGAUAAGAAGUUCUACUGCAGCAUCACGCGCGUCCCGAGUCUUGAGAACGAGCUCGUUACGUCGUGGAGAGACAACGAGGACAUGGUUGACUGCAUGCUCACGUCUGGUCACGUGCCGCUGUACCACCCCGACUACCUCCGGACGUUCCGUGGCAACAAGUACAUUGACGGCAGCAUGUCCAACAAUGACCCGAUGCCGCUCGGGAACGUCGCACCGUCGCAUGUGUUUCACUUUUGGAAAUGGCGCAAGAUCUUGCCCCACUGGAUCCUCGUCUCGACGAAUGCAAACUGGGCAAACCAGCAGUUCGAAUGGGGUCGCGCCGACGCCCUCGCGCACCUCCAUGAAAUCGAGACGAUUUUGCAUUACAAGGAUGAUGACGAUGAACCGUAAUUUAGUGUAUUCAUGCAUGAGUGUCCUGGCAGUAUUGUCGCGAUCGAGACAUCAAUCAAAUCCCCAAGUUGUCGGUCAA
Aphanomyces invadans is the source of this 1146-nucleotide messenger RNA. RefSeq lists its product as hypothetical. NCBI's taxonomy places the organism in Eukaryota, Oomycota, Saprolegniomycetes, Saprolegniales, Verrucalvaceae. Gene Ontology annotation, cellular component: membrane; lipid droplet; cytoplasm. Gene Ontology annotation, molecular function: triacylglycerol lipase activity. The transcript has 3 exons. The record is from RefSeq and is a predicted model, not a curated record. Gene Ontology annotation, biological process: triglyceride catabolic process; lipid homeostasis. Bases 27 to 1067 code for a protein of 346 amino acids.